Penaeus chinensis is the source of this 1856-nucleotide messenger RNA. RefSeq names its product chitin deacetylase 1-like. Gene Ontology annotation, molecular function: protein binding; chitin binding. Gene Ontology annotation, biological process: carbohydrate metabolic process. The transcript is spliced from 5 exons. Lineage: Eukaryota; Metazoa; Arthropoda; Malacostraca; Decapoda; Penaeidae. Gene Ontology annotation, cellular component: extracellular region. The coding region runs from base 1 to 1647 and encodes 548 amino acids. The record is from RefSeq and is a predicted model, not a curated record.
AUGGCUCGCUCAUUUCUUCUAUGGGGCGUAUUGGCGGUUGGCAUCGUUGUGGAAGGACUGGUGGCGCCGGUGCCUCCUCAGCCGCUACCGAGGGAGAAGAGACAGCUGGGACAGGUCGACCUUCCUGUGACCACCGAGGAACUCUGCAAGAACAAGGACAAUGAGGAAUUCUUCAGGCUGCCGACCAUGCCAGAUUGCAGGGAUGUCUUCAGAUGUGACCGUAGCGGCACCAACGGGCCAAUCCGCCUCGCCGCCGUGCGCUGUCCGAAUGCCUUGGCUUUUGAUGUCGACAAUCAAGUCUGUGACUGGAAGAAGAACGUCAAGAAUUGUGAUAGACUGGAGCGCCCCCGGAAGGUGCAGCCCCUCCUGUACACGGACGAGCCGAUCUGCCCGCCCAACCAGCUGGCCUGCGGCGACGGCACCUGCAUCGCCAAGGCCUUCUUCUGCAACGGCAACAGUGACUGUGCCGACGGCUCCGAUGAGAAUGCUUGCAACGUGCGCGAGGACCCCAACCGCGCGCCGAAGUGCGACAAAGAGCAGUGCAUCCUCCCCGACUGCUUCUGCUCCGCCGACGGCACGCAGAUCCCCGGCAACCUGGGCCUCAACCAGACGCCCCAGAUGAUCACCAUCACCUUCUCCGGCGCCAUUAAUGAGGGCAACAUCGACCUGUAUCAAGACAUCUUCAAUGAGAACAACAAGAACACCAACGGCUGCCAGAUCAAGGGCACCUUCUUCGUGUCACACAGGUACACCAACUACUCAGCCGUCCAGGAGCUCCACCGCAAGGGCCAUGAGAUCGCCGUCUUCUCCAUCAGCAACCGCGCCGAAGCCUCCUACUGGACCGACGGCACUUACGACGACUGGCUUACCGAGAUGGCCGGCGCGCGCCUCAUCACCGAGAGGUUCGCCAACAUCACAGACAACUCCAUCAUCGGCGUCCGCGCCCCUUACCUACGCGUCGGCGGCAACACACAGUUCGAGAUGAUGACAGAUCAACUCUUCAUCUACGAUGCCUCCAUCACCGCCCCUCUGAGCCGCGUCCCCCUUUGGCCCUACACCCUUUACUUCCGCAUGCCCCACAAGUGCCACGGCAAUGCCCAGAACUGCCCCUCCAGAUCCCACCCCGUCUGGGAGAUGGUCGUCAACGAGCUGGAUCGUCGUGAAGACCUCAAGCACGACGAACAGCUCUCCGGCUGCCACUUCGUCGACUCGUGCACCAACAUCCGAGACGCAGAACAGUUUGAGAAGCUGCUCCACAACAACUUCGACAGGCACUACAACACGAACCGCGCCCCGCUCGGCCUCCACUUCACCGCCGCCUGGUUCAAGAGGAACAAGGACUUCAAGAACGUCCUUAUGAAGUUCAUCAACGAAAAGCGAGCGCAGAACGACGUCUACUUCGUCACGCUCCUCCAGGUGAUCCAGUGGAUGCAGAACCCCACGGAGGUCACCGCCAUCCGGGACUUCGCGGACUGGAAGGAGAAGUGCGACGUGAAGGGCCAGCCUUACUGCUCGCUGCCCAACUCGUGCCCUCUGAGGACCCAGGAGCUGCGCAACGAGGAGCUCAACCUCUACACUUGCAUGGAGUGCCCGCGCAACUACCCCUGGCUCCUGAACCCCACUGGCGACGGCCUUGACCUCGUGUGAGGAGGAGCAGUUGGAGUCCUGCAGCUGGCUAGGAUACCAUGUGGCAAUAUUCCCAAAUGAGACCCGAGGUCCAGCCUGACCGUACAGUAUAGAAUCUAGUCUUUAUAUUUUCGGGCCUGGUGCCUGAUUUAUUCUUUGUUUGUAUACGUCCUCUUAACUUCUUCAAGUAACAUUGGACCAUGUUUUUUUUCCCAAAGAAAAAUGAAAAA